CAAAUGAAUUAUGAAAUCUUCAAAAGUGAUAAUUAGAAAGUAUCAUAAAUAUAGGGAGUCAGUUCAGGAAAGAAUAUAUUUACUUCAGAAUCUAAAUAAAUCAUUACUUAAGUAAAUGUUUUUUUUAUACUUAGCAACCAGUGAUUGAAUAUUCUUAAGAAAGAACACUAAUCUAAUCUUAAAACGAAGCUAACUUGAAACAAACAUAAUAAAUGCCACCACAAAGAAUUUAAAGUCAAAAUGUCUUAAGAUAAAAUAUGUAAAUUCCUUAAGUGUCAUAUCCAGGUACUUAUAGUGUACAGUAAAAUUGUUAAUAACCACCACCUUUAUGCAUGAAUAUAGUAGUGGNUCAUACAAUGUUCUAAUUUAUCUGUAAUAUAUUGAUGAAAUUCUUCACAAACAAAAGGUUUUGUUGUUAAAUCUAUCAAAAUCUAUUCCAUCAACAUAUAGGUAUGAUUUAUUAAUUGAAUGCUUAAAUUAUUGAAAUACUCCAAAUAUUCAGGCCAUCUAGGAUUCUUAUAUUAAGGCCAAUUAAUGCAUUCUAUUUCUAUUUAUUUUAGAACACCUUAUUUGAUUUCUUCCUUUGA
This is a messenger RNA of Paramecium primaurelia, 587 nucleotides long. Lineage: Eukaryota; Ciliophora; Oligohymenophorea; Peniculida; Parameciidae. The record is from the annotation of a GenBank genome assembly.